Molecule: messenger RNA, 3398 nt
Organism: Scylla paramamosain (green mud crab)
Lineage: Eukaryota; Metazoa; Arthropoda; Malacostraca; Decapoda; Portunidae
Product: signal peptide, CUB and EGF-like domain-containing protein 1
Exons: 7
Coding region: 136-675 (179 amino acids)
Molecular function (GO): calcium ion binding
Source: RefSeq, a predicted model, not a curated record
CGUGUUUCGUGUGUUGACCUUGAUGAGUGUAAUAUACCAGGCACCAGCAGUCAGCAAUGUCGGAAUACCUGGGGCUCCUACGAGUGCAUCUGCAACUCUGGUUACCAGCUUGGCACUGACAACAAGUCCUGUUACAUGAUCGACAUGGAGGUCAUUAACUCUUGUCUUGAAAACAACGGUGGUUGCCAGCACAUGUGCCAGCAGGGGCCAGACGGAGCCACUUGCACCUGUCACCCGGGAUACCAGCUACAACCUGAUGGGCGCUCCUGUCAGGAUGCGGACGAGUGUGAGGCUGGAAGCCAUCGGUGCCAACAAGAGUGUGUGAAUAGCGAAGGAGGCUACGCCUGCGCUUGCACACAAGGCUUCACAUUGAGCUCUGACACCUUCACUUGCCUGGAUGUGAAUGAAUGUUCAAUGGAGAACGGUGGAUGUGAGCACGAGUGCCAGAACACGCAAGGCUCCUUCACGUGUUCUUGCCGCAGAGGCUACGUUCUGGUCGACGAAGUCCACUGCGAUAUCUUGGGCGGUAACUACGACGUGGACUACUCUGGCUACAGCAUCCGAGGCGACCAGGACAUGGGUUCGACAGCCACAGAGGACUACUCGACGGUGCUGGACGGCGAGAUGACCAGAAACCGUGACGCGUGGAAUGACGUAACUUACAUAAGAACAUAAGAACAUAAGAAAUAAGGGAAGCUGCAAGAAGCGUCCAGGCUUACACGUGGCAGUCCCUGUACGAAACACACCUACCUAUUUCCAUCUGUUAUCCCCAUCCAUAAACUUGUCUAAUCUUCUCUUAAAGCUCUCUAGUGUCCUAGCACUAACUACAUGAUUAUUGAGUCCGUUCCACUCAUCUACCACUCUAUUUGAGAACCAAUUUUUUCCUAUCUCCUUCCUAAACCUAAAUUUUUCAAGCUUGAACCCUUUAUUUUUUGUUCUACCCUGGUUGCUGAUCCUAAGAAUUUUGCUUACAUCUCCCUUGUUAUAACCCUUAUACCACUUAAAGACUUCUAUCAGGUCCCCUCUUAACCUACGUCUCUCUAGAGAAUGUAAAUUUAACCGCUUCAACCUCGCUUCGUAAGGAAUACUCCUCAUCCCCUGUAUCCUUUUAGUCAUUCUCCUCUGUACUGAUUCUAAUAGACCUAUAUCUUUCCUGUAAUGUGGGGACCAGAACUGCAUAGCAUAGUCUAGAUGAGGUCUGACCAGCGCCAAUUAUAACUUUAAUAUUACUUCCGGCCUUCUACUUUUAACACUCCUAAAAAUGAAUCCUAGUACCCUAUUUGCCUUGUUUCUGGCUUCUAUGCAUUGUUUCCCUAGACGGAGUUCAGAGCUAACUAUAACUCCUAAAUCUUUCUCGUACCCUGUACCUACCAGAUUUUGGGUGUUUAAUGUGUACCUAUUGUGUGGGUUUCCUCUACCUACACUAAGCACUUUGCAUUUAUUGAUAUUAAAUUGCAUUUGCCAUCUAUCCGUCCAUUCAUUCAUUCUAUCUAAGUCUGUCUGCAAGGCGAUGGCAUCCGCUUCUGACCUAAUUAAUCUACCUAUCUUUGUGUCAUCCGCAAAUUUACUAACAUCGCUACUAAUUCCACUAUCCAAGUCAUUGAUAUAUAUUAGAAAUAAUAAUGGCUCUAAUACUGAUCCCUGUGGCACCCCACUAAUGACAUGACCCCACUCGGAUUUCGAGCCGUUUAUUAGCACUCUCUGUCGCCUGUUACCAAGCCAUGACCCUAUCCAACCUAACACCUUCCCAUCUAUCCCGUGCGCCCUAACCUUUCUCAGGAGCCUUUGAUGGGGCACCUUGUUGAAUGCUUUACUAAAGUCCAGAUAUAAGAUAUCAUAACUAUCCCCAUUAUCUACUGCCUCGUACACCUUACUGUAAAAACUUAACAAGUUUGUCAGGCAAGACUUCCCCUUCGUGAAGCCAUGCUGUGACUGAUUUAUCAAGUUAUGUUUGUCUAAAUGUUCCCUAAUGUUCCUGGCUAUUAUUGACUCUAACAUUUUACCUACAACUGAAGUUAAGCUGACAGGUCUAUAAUUAGACACUAAAGUUUUAUUUCCUUUCUUAAAGAUGGGUACUACAUUAGCCUGCCUCCACAUUACUGGUACCUCACCCGACUCCAGUGAUUUCCUAAAAACAGAAACUAACGGCUCACUAAUAAUCUCUUUACAUUCCUUCAGUACUCUGGGAUAUAUUUCAUCAGGUCCUGGUGACUUGAACUUUUUUAGCCUAUCUAUCUCCUGCUCCACUAUCUCCCUAGUUAUGGAAAUAUCCGUCAGCUUCUCAUACUCAUCUGCUGUAAACACCUGUUCACUAUCUGGCAUAUCCUGCAUGUUUUCCUGAGUGAAGACAGUUAAAAAAUAAUCAUUCAGAAGUUUACUAAUCUCCUCCCCAGAACUAACCAGCUCCCCAUCUGCUGCCUUUAAUGGACCUACAGUAUCCUUAUUUUUCGUCCUGUAUACCUGAUAAAAUCCCUUGGGGUCCGUCUUCGCCUGGCUGGCUACCUUUAAUUCAUAAUUGUCCUUAGCUUUCCUCGUUAACUUCCUGACUGUUCUAACUAAUUCAUUAUACUGUAUCCUUAAAACUUCCUCACCUGCUUACGCAGAGUACAGCAAGAUCAUUACCCUCCAGACGCGUAAGUCAAGAAGCGCACAGCGCACACAUUUGCUGUGUCUGCUUGAGUGUGUGAUGUUAAUGUUUGUCAGUAUCACAAUAUCUCAUUAAUUUCAGAAUUAGUAAAACUAAAACGAACACUUCGUGUCAUACUCGCAUUUUCACUGUUUUACGUAAUUCUCUGAUAUCUGUUUAUGUUUCUCCUCAGUUUUUAAAGAUCCGUGCAAAUAUUACUUUAAUUCAUCACAAAACUUUUAAACAUUCGUGCUUACUUAUAAUGACUGACGAAGAGUGGCAGGCGGAAUGAAAUUGAAGGAAUGGAAGACGAGUGAACAUCAAUAUAUUGUUUGAAACGUGUCCCAGUGUCAGCAUGAGAUUCUGUCCUACAGGUUGCGUCCCUGGACAUUUUGUACCUAACUGUUCCCUUAUGUGUAACGACUGUCCCGGGGAAUGCGACUGCUCGGGGUGUGUGUGUCCCCCGGGCAGGACUGGACCCAUCUGCGAACUUGAGUGUCCCUCGGGUUUCUACAGACCCAGCUGUAACGAGGUGUGUCGCUGUGAGAACGGCGGCACAUGUGAUCCCGUGACUGGCAACCGCACGUGUCCACCAAGUGUGUCCGGAGAAUUUUGUGAAGACGGCUGCCCUGCAGAGUGGGGUGUGCGAGUGUAAAGCAGGAUAUGUUGGCAUUGACUGCUCCAAAGAGUGCCCAGAGGGAAAGUGGGGCGCCGGGUGUCUGCAUGAGUGCCAGUGUGCCAAUGGAGCCACGUGUCAUCCCGCUACGGGCGU